UCUGGCAGAGUCCACAUGCUGGCGGAAGAUAUUUGAUAUUCUUCUUCUUCUACUUCAUCAUCUACUGUAGCUUCUUUUGCAGUUUUAGUACUCGAGUUGCUUUCAUUUUCAGUGGUUUUUUCAGUAUUUAAAGCCUCAGCCCUUUGAGAAAGUUCUAAUUGUUGCAUGUACUGUAUGUAGUGUUGUUCUUGCAACUGCCUUAUUAAAGUACCUUGUUUUUCUGGAUCACCUGGAUAUUGUUGGUCAGCAUACUUCCUAAACUGUUCAUAGGUUUGUUCAUUAAGUGCUUGUUGUAUUUGCCUUUUGAUUGCCUCUUGUUGUUGGUUUUCCUGUUCUUUUUGCUGCUGCGCCUCCAAAGCAAUUUUUUUUUUGUCCUUUUCUUUGCCCAGUCUUUGUUGUUCGUCCCUUUCCCUCCUGUGUGCCUCAAUGUACGCUGAAAACAACGAACAACGUCGACUUAGUAAUUCUACAAAGCCAGCUUUGGCCUGGUCCUUGGAUAGUUGUCCCAAUUUGUGCCAGGCUUCUCUUCGGUCUUUGCCCACUACGUCUAAAGUGCCCAGAGAAGCCAAGGGCCAGUUUGUAGACUUCGACAAGUGGUAGACCACAUUCCGGACCAAUUUCCAUUGGGUUUUUUUCAUUUAAAUUUAAAUUUUCCAAGUUUUUCACUACAUCCACAUCGGUACCCAUUUUUGUAGUUGUUUACUUGUCCACGUCAUAAGGCAAUCAGCUGAUUGUACUGACUGGAUGUUGCCAAAUGAGGAAUGAGGACACAACACAAACAUUUCGAAUUAUGGACAAUUUUAUUAAAAAUACUCCAGUUAAACAGCUCUCGCCUCAAGAAUUCCAACAAAUGUUGAGCGCCUGGAUGGAAAAGAAAGGUCUAGUUCGAGACCUGAGGUCUUACCUCAAAUACCAAAUGGUCAACGUCCUACAGAGUACCGCAAUUGGUAAGAAUAUCCAGAAAACCUCUUCUUUGGCCCAGCAAGCUUUGCACUUGAUUGUAGCCGAGUAUUUGCAACAUCAUCAGUGUAAUUUUUCCUUGUCCCUGUUCAGUACUGAAGUGAAUUUAACAAACGUGUUGCCUGAAACAAGGCUUUACGUACAGGAGACUUUAGUUAGUAAGUUUGAUAGAGAAAAUUUGCUUAAUAUUUUGGAAUUGUUAGGGAUAAGGAAAGAGUGUUUUGAAAGGAUAAUGUAUGAGUAUUUUGAGCAAGGCAAUUCUUUAUUGGUUUGUUUGUUGAAUAUUAUCAAUAAGGAAGAAGAGGGUAAUAAUGAUGAUGAAGUUUCAGAAGAAAUCAACACUCAAGAUGAUUUUAUCCAACACAUCCUUCUAAUUCUACAAUCAACCAAUCUACCUCAAAAAACUCAAAAGCAAUUGCUGCACACUUUGAAAACUUGCUACGAUUUAAAGAACAAAACCUACCAAAACCAAAUUAUUGAAUUAAUUGAAAAAUUCAAAAAGGAGUUUCACUACAGAGACCAAAAGCUACUUUACAAUCAAAAACGCAAAAAAACACUUGAAAAACAAGUUAACAAAUUAAAAAAAGAAAACUCUAAGUUAAAACAAUGUCUAUUGCCUCAUUGCAACCAACAAUGUAACAACCUAAAGACAUUAAACGACUCUUACAAACAAGAAAUUGAAAAACUCAAAAACACAAACACCAAACAAAAACAAGAAAUUGAAAGACUCAACAAACACUGUGAUCAUUUAUCACUGGAAUUCAACGCGUGCCAGAGCAAAAUAAGCUUGGCCAGUGCCAAACUAGACCAACCAGGAUCAGACAAAGAACUCAGCUUGAGCUCAGAUUCAAUCACUGAGCAAAUUUUGCAACAGGCAAAGGAAAAACUCAAAUUACUAGAAGAGGAAAGUGAAAAAUUAGAUUUAAGGACAAUAAUGAAACAAAUAGUGACGAACCAAACGGUGAAAAUCCCAGAAGGGAUCACCGUCAGUACCAAAAGCCGGACAAUUACAGUGAAAGGGUCCAGGGGAGUACUGAAAAGGUCCUUCAAGCACUUGGCUUUGGACAUCCGUAUGGUCAACCCCAGAUUAUUAAAAGUGGAAAAGUGGUUUGGAACCAAAAAGGAGCUAGCUGCAGUCAGGACUGUUUGCUCUCAUGUUGAAAACAUGCUGAAGGGAGUAACCAAAGGUUAUCAGUACAAAAUGAGGGCUGUGUAUGCUCACUUCCCCAUCAACUGUGUCACCACUGAAAACAACUCCAUUAUUGAAAUCAGGAACUUUUUGGGAGAAAAAUAUAUAAGAAGAGUGAAAAUGGCCCCAGGUGUGACUGUAAAGAACUCCACUGGUCAAAAGGAUGAGCUCAUCAUUGAAGGCAACUCCUUGGAAGACGUGUCCAGAUCAGCUGCUCUCAUCCAGCAAUCCACCACUGUCAAAAACAAGGAUAUUCGUAAAUUUUUAGAUGGCCUGUAUGUUUCUGAAAAAACGACUGUUAUUCAGGAUGAAGCAUAAAUAUAGCAACUUUUAAAUAAUAUAAUUUGAGUGUUUUCUUU
Ceutorhynchus assimilis (cabbage seed weevil) is the source of this 2508-nucleotide messenger RNA. The record is from the annotation of a GenBank genome assembly. Lineage: Eukaryota; Metazoa; Arthropoda; Insecta; Coleoptera; Curculionidae.